GUCAGUGUCAGUGGAGCAGCGACAGGCAGGGAAAGCCCGCAGACAGGCAGUACAGUGAAGACCGCCGCUUCACUUUCUGUCUCCACUCUGAAGGGAACUCUUUUACACAGACUGAAAGAAAGAAAACACUCCUGGAGGAAAACAACAAAACAAAUAAUAUAUAUACAUAAAACAAAGAAAAACAACAAAAAGCGUCUGCAUUGAUUUGUCUUCAGGUGGACAUGGCUGAUGUAAGUUUGAUCGACUCGUCCACCGAGGACGUAGCGAACCGAUUCGCCCGAAAAGGAGCUCUGAGGCAAAAAAACGUCCACGAAGUCAAGAACCAUAAAUUCAUAGCCAGGUUCUUCAAGCAGCCGACGUUCUGCAGCCACUGCACGGACUUCAUCUGGGGAUUUGGAAAGCAAGGAUUCCAGUGCCAAGUUUGCUGUUUUGUGGUUCACAAGAGGUGCCAUGAACUUGUCACAUUCUCCUGCCCGGGGGCAGAUAAAGGACCCGACACAGAUGAUCCCAGAACGAAACAUAAGUUCAAGAUCCACACCUACGGGAGCCCGACGUUCUGCGAUCACUGUGGCUCUCUGCUGUAUGGGCUCAUUCACCAGGGCAUGAAGUGUGACUCCUGCGAUAUGAACGUUCAUAAUCAGUGUGUCAUGAACGUGCCGAGCCUCUGUGGAAUGGAUUACACUGAAAGGAGGGGGCGACUUUACCUCAAGAUUGGGAUUGAAGAUGAUAAGAUGGAGGUCACAGUUGUGGAAGGCAAAAACCUCAUACCCAUGGACCCCAAUGGCCUGUCUGAUCCCUACGUCAAACUGAAGCUCAUACCAGAUCCUAAAAACGAGACCAAGCAGAAGACCAAAACAAUCCGCUCUAACCUCAACCCCAAAUGGAACGAGACCUUUACAUUCAAGCUGAAAGCUUCAGACAGAGACCGCAGGCUGUCUGUAGAAGUGUGGGACUGGGACCGGACUACCAGGAACGACUUCAUGGGGGCCCUUUCCUUUGGAGUAUCAGAGCUCAUGAAGUCUGCAGUUUGUGGCUGGUACAAGCUGUUGUGCCAGGAGGAGGGGGAGUACUACAACGUUCCCAUCUCAGUGGAAGAUGAUGGAAACGAGGAACUGAGAAAGAAGUUUGAAGACCAAGCAGGUGUGGAAGACUCUGAUCAGAAGGCCAGGCUAGGCCCAGGUAAGAAGGUGAUCACAGAGACGGACAACGGCCGCUCCAGCAACCUCCCAUCCAACAGCUUGGACCAGGUCAAACUCAGUGACUUCCUGUUUCUGGCUGUGCUGGGAAAAGGCAGCUUUGGCAAGGUCAUGCUCGCUGAGAUGAAGGCCACAAAAGAGCUUUACGCAGUUAAAAUCCUGAAGAAGGACGUAGUGAUCCAGGACGAUGAUGUCGAAUGCACAAUGGUAGAAAAGAGAGUCCUGGCCCAGCAGGACAAGCCACCUUUCCUCACGUACCUCCACUCGUGCUUCCAGACUGUGGACCGCCUGUAUUUUGUCAUGGAGUAUGUGAAUGGUGGAGACCUAAUGUACCACAUCCAACAAGUGGGCAAAUUCAAGGAACCUCAAGCAGUAUUUUAUGCAGCAGAGGUCGCCAUUGGUCUCUUCUUUCUCCACAGUAAAGGAAUCAUUUAUAGGGAUCUGAAGUUGGACAACGUGAUGCUGGACUCUGAAGGCCACAUUAAGAUAGCUGACUUUGGGAUGUGUAAAGAGAACAUGAAAGAAGACGUAACCACGCGAACAUUCUGUGGUACUCCCGAUUACAUAGCGCCAGAGGGUGAACACACUGUGACUGCUCAGAGUCAGACUGGCACUAAUGCACCAGCUGGGAUAACACAACAGGAGGUUAGAGAACCCAGUGCGUCCAGAGCUGUCUGAGGCAAUGUGCACAUUUUGUGUCCUUUAACACAUUGCUUAAAUUAUUGAUGGAUUUGUUUGUUUCUGUUUACUUCUCUCUUCAUGAGUUUAAAAGUAUAAUCUGGUGUUUAAGAAAAACAAUCGAAUGGCAAAUGGAGUGAAGAAGAUGAAGAUAUAAAAACACCAGAUUGAUGGGGAGAUAGACUGCAGGUUUAGAGGAAGCACUAUCUCUCUCUCACCCAAACACACACAGAUGCAGGAAAAUAAAACCCCACAGACCAUAACAAGGAUGGGUUUGAUUGAUUGACGCAUGCAGACGAGUGAUGACUCAGUGAGUUAAAGAUAGUUUAAAACUUGUUCUCAUCUUUGCAGCUUUCUCAGACAAUGUUACCAUACCAUACCAUACCAUACCAUACCAUACCAUACCAUACCAUACCAUACCAUA
This is a messenger RNA of Austrofundulus limnaeus, 2298 nucleotides long. Its product is annotated as protein kinase C alpha type. The coding region runs from base 222 to 1874 and encodes 550 amino acids. Gene Ontology annotation, molecular function: diacylglycerol-dependent serine/threonine kinase activity; ATP binding; zinc ion binding. The record is from RefSeq and is a predicted model, not a curated record. Lineage: Eukaryota; Metazoa; Chordata; Actinopteri; Cyprinodontiformes; Rivulidae. The transcript has 15 exons. Gene Ontology annotation, biological process: protein phosphorylation.